Molecule: messenger RNA, 2165 nt
Organism: Culex pipiens pallens (northern house mosquito)
Lineage: Eukaryota; Metazoa; Arthropoda; Insecta; Diptera; Culicidae
Product: juvenile hormone esterase-like
Exons: 6
Coding region: 223-1971 (582 amino acids)
Source: RefSeq, a predicted model, not a curated record
CAUGCGAGAUAUGUGCGCGAAUGUGGCAGGAAUCCGUCUAAGCGUUCGAUUGAAAUUGUCUAGGCCCGCACCAGACGAAUAACAAUAGCACGGAGUUGACAACAUUUUGCGUUAUCUUUUGUCCCAGAGUGACAACUUGAGCUGUGAUUUUAAAUAGACUAAUUUUAAAUUGUUAUCUUUUAAAUCUACAGAUAGUGUCUGGAAAGUAAUUAAAAGUGCAAAAUGUGUGAAUUAAAAAAGAUGCUCGUGCUUUUCAUCCUGCUAUGCCAUGUAUUUGCUCAUGAAACUCAACGGUUGGGUACAGAAGAAAAUACCUUACAGAACCCAAGAGUUUGUAUUGACGACGGAUGUUUGCGCGGGAAAACCAUGGAAGGCUAUCAGGCUGGUCCGUUCAACGCUUUCAUCGGUAUCCCAUACGCAAAACCACCCACUGAAGAGCUUAGAUUUUCCAAUCCAGUCCGUAAUGAACCUUGGAAAAGAGGAAUAGUUUACAACGCAACUGAAGAUAAACCAAUGUGUGUACAAAAGAACGAUCUCCUUCCAAAUGCCAAAGUAUCCGGAGAUGAAGAUUGUUUGUACUUGAAUGUUUAUCAACCAAUGGUUCACAGUUCAUCAAAAACACCGCUCCCGGUUAUGGUUUACAUUCAUGGAGGUGGAUUCUUUGCUGGUGGUGCAAGUCCUUCUAUAAUAGGACCAGAAUACUUUAUGGACACCCGUCGGGUUAUUUUGGUAACAUUCCAGUACAGAUUAGGCGUGUUUGGGUUUCUUUCUACGGGCGAUGAGGUCGCUCCGGGAAAUUUUGGACUCAAAGAUCAGGUCAUGGCCCUGCGGUGGGUGAAACAUAAUAUUGCAUAUUUUGGAGGAAAUCCCGACUUGGUGACAAUAUUUGGCCAGAGUGCCGGAGGAGCAUCGGUCCACAUGCACAUGAUUAGCCUGAUGAGUGACGGACUUUUCUCCAGAGCUAUCGUGAUGAGUGGCAAUGCAAUUGCGCCAUGGAACAUUCCGACCGAGGAUCCUUUGAGUUUGGCCCAGAGGCAAGCAGAAGCAGUGGGUAUCGCGCAAGUGGAUACGCUUUCCUCAAAGCAGUUGGUCGAUGCUUUGAGAAAUGUUGAUGCAAAUGUGCUUUCGGAAAGUAUCGAUAAAUUAAAAUUUUGGUCAAUCGAUCCACUAACCUUGUAUAGACCGGUUGUGGAACCGCUUUGUUCAUCAAAUGAAUCUUUUUUAAUCGAAGAUCCUCGUAUUUCUUGGAGGAAAGGUAGCUAUCACAAAAUUCCUUGGAUGACCGGAUACCUUCCAAAUGACGGCGCAGUUCGAGCUAUUGCAAUCACAUCUAAUAAAAAACUUCUGAAUGAGUUAAAUGCUAACAUUAGCUACAUACUGCCCAUGCUCCUGGAGAAACCACCCUCGCAGGAAUUGAUGAAAGUAUUAAAACAUCGAUACUUCAAUGAUAGCACUGACGAGAAGUGGAUAACAACAGAAAACGCGCAGCGAUUGGUCGAUCUCUACACCGAAGCGGCGUUUCUGUAUCCGAUUCACUCGGCCGUAAAACAGCAUGUGACUUCCGCUGACACCAAGCUGGCACCGGUUAGCAUCUACAAGUUCAGCUUCAAAGGUCCUUAUUCGUACUCGUUCCUGUACACUUUUACCCACCAAGACUUUGGCGUAGUGCAUUGCGACGAGCUCAUCUACCUCUUCCGAUCCCCAGCGCUUUUCCCCGACUUUCCGCACAAGUCCAAAGAGGCGCGAAUGUCGCACCACUUUGUAGAGUUUUUCAUCGAUUUCGCCAUCAAUGGAGUGGCUACUCCAUUGAAACCAUACCGAGGAUGCAACAAUGACAAUGAGGUCUACCAAUCAAUGGAUUGUGAUGUACUAGAGUUCAUAAAUUCUAGCGAACCUGGCAAGCCUUUCGAAGUACGUGUAUCAAAUGGUCGGAAUGAGGAUCUAUUCAGCUUUUGGAGAAAAUUUUACUAAAUUAACUCAUGGUUAGAAGAAAUAUAAUGUGAUACUUGUAUAGUGCUAAUUCAGAACGCAUUCCUGACAAAACGUGCCAAUAUAAUCGGAGCGAUUGGUUUACUGCCAAAAAGAUUAUUAGUGUUUCAAAUUUGCAAACAAAUGUCUAUCAAAUAUAAAUAUAAAUCAGACAAAAUAUUGUUUUAUAUUUUUCA